ACAUUUUUUUUUUAGUAAAAAAUCAGUAACUGUGAGCGAAACUUGCGUUGCAGAAAAUAUGAAGUCCUUUGAGUGCUUUUUCUUUUCUUAUCUUAUCAACUAAUAAGCGUAUAUAGAAAUUAUCUUAAGAUUUUUUGUAAAUUAUAUAAAUAGAAUUAGUGCAUAGUGUUCUUAGUGUCUAGUGAGUUUCAUUCAUAAAACCAUGGAUACUCUCAGGUUUUACUUCGUGACCUGGAACGUAGCUACCAAGAAUCCAGGUCAAGAUUUGAACUCACUCCUGGAUUUUCCAUCACAGUUUAAUAAAAAUAAGCCUUUACCUGAUUUUUAUGUGAUUGGCCUACAAGAAGUUAAAUCACAGCCUCAGAACAUGCUGAUGGACACACUAUUUAGUGAUCAGUGGACAUCUAUGUUCAACAAAAUACUGUGUAGACAAGGCUUCAUCAUAGCCAAGAGCAUAAGACUACAGGGUAUUAUCCUGCUUGUGUACACGCAGAUGAAACAUGUGACACAUCUCAGAGAGAUUGAGGCUCAGUACACGAAAACUGGCUUAGGGGGAUUAUGGGGUAACAAGGGCGCUGUUAGCGUGCGCUUCAACAUCUACGGCUGUUCGGUCUGCCUGGUGAACUGUCAUCUGGCGGCGCACGAACACCUACUGGCGGAGAGGAUCAGCGACUACAACACCAUCAUCAAGGAUCACGCGUACCACAUCAGUGAAACCUCAAAUAUAUUGUACCAUGACUAUGUGUUCUGGAUCGGCGACCUCAACUUCCGCACCGACCAUCCUGCCGGCAGCAUAUCCUCAGAGGAGAUAGUGACAGCCCUGGGUAAAGUGGAGAAGGACAAGUACGCGGCGCUGCUGAAACACGACCAGCUUCUGGCGGUGAUGGACAGCGGCGACGCCUUCUCCGAGUUCUCCGAGCCCGAGAUCCGCUUCCCGCCUACUUACAAGUUCAACAUUGGCACUGAUGAUUAUGAUGUAAAACGUAAACCCUCAUGGACGGACAGGAUAUUAUACAAGGUGAUAGCGAACAACUACGAGAAUAUAACUCUACGGGCAGACCUGGUCUCGUACAACCACAUCCCGCACUACACAGUCAGCGAUCACAAACCGGUGGUCGCCCAGUUUAAUAUUAAGAUACGCAAUGGAUUCACGCGCGCCGUCACAGAAACGAAGGCCCCGCGUUCCGGCAUACGCAUGCGAUCGGCGUUAGUCGCGCCGGUUGUGGCAGAGGCCGCGGUAGAUGAAGCCAGCAGCUCAGUAGAACAACCUAGUUAUACUGAUGCGAACGAGGCAUUCUCAAACUACACAGUGAAGACGGUGGAGUUUGCGCCGGUCACGCGCGUCUGGUAUAUCGGCGACGCGGACUUCAGGACGCAGUGUACGCUGUCACCCGAUGUGGAGGUUAACGCUAAUGACUGGAUCGGGAUAUACGAUGCCAACUUCCACAAUCUGGACGACUACAUAGCGUACGAGUACCUGUCUAAGGUCCAAGUACAACCGCCGACUGCGGCAGGCCAGCCAAGAACCAUCACGCUGAGCUUCCCAGUUGGUAGCGGUGUACGGACGCCCGGGUUCUACCGGUUCAUAUACUUCAGCCAACCGAAUAACGACGUUAGGAGUGUGCUAGGCAUAUCAGAGCCUUUCGAAGUCAGCAGUAAAGAGGACAAGCUAGUCGCCUUAGACGUAGGAGUGGAGCCGUCAACGAGCGCUGGACCUUCCAAGCCGAGUACGGCCACGUCAGACAUAUUCACAGACUUCACAGGCUUAGAUGUGGCCAAGCUGUCCCGCCAUUUCUCCAACGAUCUCAGCAUUGACUGACUAAGGGGAUACCUGCCCGGUUCACCGGCGACACGACGGAAAGAGACGUAAGAUCCAUUAGAGAGAGAUGCAAUAUUCAGUGUAACAGUGUAAGUGGUAUAAAGAGAUGCACAUUUCAAUGAGACGUACUUCAGUUAACUAGAAAGAGACGCAACUUUUGAGACGUAAGAGUUCAGUAAUUAGAAAUACGCAAAUUGACGUAAUGGGAAAGUGUUUUAUUUAAUGUGUGACAAAAUAUUAAAGUGAGAUUCGACAAAGUAUAAAAAGGUAAUAUAGUUAGUAACUUAACAGUAAUAAAAAUGUUUAUACAGCUUGUAACAUAGCUGUCCUAGUCUGUCAAUAGUGUAUUUCAAAUUAAAAGACAAGGACAGCUAGUGAACUAUCCGUUGUACCCACCACUCAUCUGUAUGAGUAAGGCUUCUUACAGACGAACGACACUUCUUGUCGACGGCACGCGUCGACGACUGCCGUUCGUCUGUAGUGCUCUAACGCCUCUAGUACAUCGACGCUGCAAACUGCGAAACAGCGGCGAAUCUGCGAAACAGGAAUAGAGCGAGA
Molecule: messenger RNA, 2377 nt
Organism: Aricia agestis (brown argus)
Lineage: Eukaryota; Metazoa; Arthropoda; Insecta; Lepidoptera; Lycaenidae
Product: inositol polyphosphate 5-phosphatase K-like
Exons: 10
Coding region: 203-1819 (538 amino acids)
Biological process (GO): phosphatidylinositol dephosphorylation
Cellular component (GO): plasma membrane; cytoplasm; ruffle
Molecular function (GO): phosphatidylinositol-4,5-bisphosphate 5-phosphatase activity
Source: RefSeq, a predicted model, not a curated record